AUGACGAACAACGGAACUAGUAGCAUAUCAACUCUAAGCGAAGAUAAUGAGUACGUUCUCCAUGAACCGUUCGUCAAUGAGGAGCCACCGAACACUGCACCACAGGCUGUCAAGGAUGCUUACUUGAAGCAUAAGAAAGACAAUCGUGAUGUGAGAUGCCUUAUGCUUGGAACAAUGAUUCCCGAUUUGAUCAAACAGUUUGAUGGUCUGGGUGUUUGGUUGAUGAUGGAUCAACUUAAGCUCAUGUUCGAAGAGCAAGCCCGCUUAGAGAGAUUCAAAAUUAUGUGUAGCCUUUUGAACUGUAAACUGGCUAAUGGGUGUUCUGUCUGUCCACAUGUACUCAAAAUGAAGAGUCAUUUUGAUGAUCUGGAACUAUUUGGCGCUAAGAUGCACAAGGAGCUUGCGGUGGACAUGAUCCUCCAUUCACUUCCUAAUAGUUUUCGAUAUUUUGUCUUAAAUUAUGAUAUGAAUGAGUUCCAGAAAGCGACACGAGAAAAAAGAAAGAGUAAGGAAUCGACAAAGAAGGCAAAAGUUGUCGUGUUGCCGAAGUCCAAACCAGACAAGGGAGAAUGCCACUACUGCCACGAGAUUAGACACUAUCAUAGGAAGAACAAUCUCUACUUGGAGGAUCUGAAGAAGAAUAAGCUUGUUGAAGCUUCAUGUUCAGGAUCUACGAAGAAGUAG
Molecule: messenger RNA, 684 nt
Organism: Tarenaya hassleriana
Lineage: Eukaryota; Viridiplantae; Streptophyta; Magnoliopsida; Brassicales; Cleomaceae
Exons: 4
Coding region: 1-684 (227 amino acids)
Source: RefSeq, a predicted model, not a curated record